AUGGAUGACGAAUCGACGCAUUCUAUAGGGAGGGAGUUCCAGGACGAGUUUGUGGGAGAUAAGGCGACGGAGGCGGCCCAGAUAAUUGCAAAAGACGAACACAACAGGUCAGCAAUUGAUGCAAGCACCGUUGAAAAUCAUGACCAUGAAAACUUGUCUUUAGCCGACCAAAGGGCAAGUUUGUCUCAAAUGUACGAAAAAUCCCAAAAAGAAGCCAAAGAAGGUGAUCCUGUUUAUGUCAUACCUUCUUUAUGGUUCGACAGGUUUUUGGAUCCACAAAUUAACGAGAAGUCCGCUCUGGGACCGCUAAAUACCAGCUCUAUUUGUCGCGAUUAUGAUAAUUUCGUUUUGGCCGACUAUAAUUCGAAUCCGUACAUUUCAGUGCCACAGGCGAUUUUUGAGAAGCUGUUAGAGUGGUAUGGACUCUCCCCGGGCUCAAGGGCUCUGAAAACUGUAUUGGUCAAGGAUGAAAACGGUCAACUUGCUCCUGAGUACGAUCGCUGCUACGUCAGAUUACAUCUAUUGAAGCCAACAUCAACCACACAGCAACAUAGAUACUCAAACGGGAAUAAAAAACCACUAUUUUUCGCCACCUCGAGAUUGAGCACUUUAAGAAAGGUGAUACAAAAGUGUCUCGAAGUACUGGGACAGCACGAGUCUGACCUCGAUCUAUCAACACAUCAAUUUAGGAUUUGGCAGGUUGAAGCUUCUCAAAACUCAGGACAAUCCUCUCAGCUAUCACAAUGCUAUCUUUUAGAUUCUUUGGCAUUUGCCAAACUUCCAAUAAAAAAGAGGUUUCGUCCUAAUUCUUUUGAUGAAUCUGUUCGAGCUCUGAACAGUUCUGUUAUAGACCUUGUAACAGAGUUCAAACGCCCCGAUUCCGGAGACCACUGGCCAUCAAACUACUAUUAUCAUAACGAGCUUCGUCCUCCAAAGGGGAUCGUGGGUCUUUCAAAUUUGGGGAACAGUUGCUAUAUGAAUUCAGCGCUCCAAUGUCUGGUCCACAUCCCUGAAUUGAGGGACUAUUUCCUUUAUGGGAACGUUGAGCACGAAAUUAAUACACACAAUCCAUUGGGCUACAGCGGUCAGAUAGCCAGAAAUUUCGCUUCACUAAUAAAGUCUUUAUUUGACGAACAGCAUCCAAACCUUACAACAUUUCUACCAAGAGCAUUCAAAUCGACUCUGGGACACCAUAAUUCCAUGUUCUCUGGAUACUUACAGCAAGACUCGCAGGAGUUUUUAUCAUUUCUCUUAGAUGGACUGCAUGAGGACCUGAACCGGAUCGUAGACAAACCUUUCGUUGAAAAGCCGGAACUCUCUCCUAAUGAUGACGUGAACGAUGAGAAGUUGAUAAGUCGCCUCGCCAAGGAAACCAAGGACAAGCAUAAGCUAAGAAAUGAUUCAGUAAUCAAUGACCUUUUUACCGGAAUGUAUAAGUCCACUCUAACAUGUCCGGCCUGUAAUAAAGUGUCCGUCACUUUUGAUCCUUUCAGUGAUUUGACUCUUCCUUUACCCGUUGAGAGUUUCUGGAGUAGUAAAAUACUAUUGUUUCCUCAAAACUCGCCGCCUUGCGUAAUUGAGGUCGAGCUAGCCAAAGGUUCUACUUACCAAGAUUUGAAGCACUAUAUUGCAAAAGCGGCAGAUUUGAAAGUCGAAAAUCUGAUAGGCGCAGAAGUCUUUAACCAUGCAUUCUACAAUAACUACGAAUCCGCAAGUUCCGAUUCCAAAUACCUACCGAUCAAUGAUUUGGCCUCAGAAGGAGACACAAUUGUCUUCUACGAAGUAGCUCGCGAUUCAAACACUUUAAUCGUUCCAGUUCUCAACACUGAAAUUGAGGAAGGAUUCCCGAGUCCAAAGUUAUUCGGCUACCCUUUCUUCAUUGCUUUAUCGAAAGACGAUCUUAAUUGUUACGGUGCAAUCAAAAAGCAGUUAGAGAAACAUUACGGGAACUUGAGCGGAAAUUUUAUUGAUUCUCAAUCACCACUCGCUUCGGAAUCUUCCACAGCAGAGGCACCAGAAUUGUUGAAGAAAAAGUACCCAAACGUGGACUUCACCGACUACAAGAAAGAUAUCGAGAACAGUUCCUCAACCAAUUUAAUCAACCACAUGUUCUCUUUGAAGAUUUUGAAUGGUCCCAUUCAAAGAGAUCCUUCCUCCGGUUCAAUUGAUGAGGCAGAAAUUUGGGCCCCCGACCCUCGAGUUAAUGUAAACGCCAGCAUUGACGUAACGACGCUAAUGAAUAAUGUUACAAAAGACAUAUACGAUCAUCAAAAACUGGUCGAUCAAAAAGAAGAGAUUGAAGAUUAUUCUUCAUUGAUAAGUCAACAAGAUAAUAUCAGCAAACCUGAUGGCGGAGGUGAAGGGCAUGAAUCAGAUAUGGAUGUUGACAAUGACUGCAAUGUUUUGUCUUCUCUAGACAACGCUGCGCUUGCUCCGAAUAAUACUGCGCAUUCACUGAGCGUGACUGGACAGAAGGGUUUAGGCUAUGACAAUAUCCCUUCACAACCAGCCUUACUUGGAUUGGGGCAAGCAUUAAUCUGCCAAUGGAACAGUGGCGCAGUGGCUAAGGUUUUCUCCGAUGAGUCGGAAUUUUCAUGGGAUAGACCUGCUGAGCUCAGGAAUCCAAACCUAGAGGCAAUUAAAGAAGAAAGAAGUAAGCGAAGUCGAAAGCAAAUCACUAUUGAGGAUUGUCUGAAUUUGUUUUCGAAGCCUGAGGUUCUAGGAACCGCCGACUCGUGGUUUUGUCCUCGCUGCAGAGAGCACAGACAGGCUACCAAACAAAUCCAGCUUUGGGAUACUCCUGAAAUCCUGAUAAUCCACUUGAAGAGAUUUGAAAAUCGUGACUCUUUUAGCGACAAGAUCACAGAUGUAAUAUCCUUCCCUAUCACAGGUUUCGAUAUGUCUUCCCAUUUGGCGAGCAAGAAAGAGGAGGGACGGAAUAUUUAUGACUUAGUUGCGGUCGAUAAUCAUUAUGGUGGGCUCGGCGGUGGUCAUUACACAGCAUAUGCGAAAAAUGCCGAGGACGACAAGUGGUAUUACUUUGAUGAUUCUCGAGUUACGGAGACAAACUGCGAACGAUCGGUUUCCGAAGCAGCGUACCUCUUGUUCUAUCGUCGCCGCGAGAUAGGUUCUAACAAGGAAACCUCAGAAUUACGAGAACAGCUGUCUGCUUGGCGUCAAGAGCAUAAUCUAAAAAUCGAAAAGUUCAACAAAGAACAGGAAGAAUUCUACCAAGAGAAUCCAUCUGAGGAAGACGAGGGCGAGGACGGGCAGGAAAAUUCGAUCUUUGCUCAAAACUCGGGUGCCAGUAAAGGUCUGUCUAAUAGCGUUGCGAGUUUAGAAGUUGGUAGCUCGCCGCUGGAUUCAUGUCCGGACGAGAACGAUGGUAGAAGGAAGUUGAGAUUACUACACAAGAAUUAUACGAGUGCUCUUCCCAGCAAUGAUGCUCUCAGUUCUUCUGCAACAGGCUCUGAUGCAUCAGAUGAGGGAGAAGCUCAGCCUGACGAACCCACAUCUCCGAAUUUGUAA
Messenger RNA from Lachancea sp. 'fantastica', 3528 nucleotides. The record is from the annotation of a GenBank genome assembly. NCBI's taxonomy places the organism in Eukaryota, Fungi, Ascomycota, Saccharomycetes, Saccharomycetales, Saccharomycetaceae.